GAGACAGUAGGGACCCCCAGUAAGAGGAGCUGGACAGGAAGGGUGGUAGACCUCAGUGUCAGCACUGCAGGUGAUGCCAGAGGAGUUACUUGUGACUGAGUUGCCAACCGUUGCUGGUUACCGGGUUACAUCGUUUCUAUGGUAACCAUGGAACUUGUCAACAAACCCGAAAAACGGAGACGUUGGAGAUGUAAAAACUGGAAAGUUACUCACAUAGCUCCCCCAAACGGGCACACGUUUCCAGCUGUUGCUUCUGCGACUGUGGUCAAUCUGGAGCCGGACAGACAGGGUCUGUCACCGCUCCACGUGGCCUGCAUGUGCGGUAAACUGGCUACUGUUCAGCCACUGCUGGAGUCCAGGCUGUGCUGUAUCAACAGUAGUGGUCCCCAGGGUCGCCGUCCCAUUCACAUGGUCCUGUCGUCUCGGAGUUCACCCAACACCUCAACCUGUCUCAGAUACCUGCUGGAGAACGGGGCCGACAUCAACGUCACCACAGAUGCAGGGCAGACCCCUCUGCACCUGGCUGCCUCUGAGGGCCUUUUGGACUGCACAGAGAUGCUUGUGCGGGCCGGAGCAGAUGUUUUGGCCCAGGACUGCAUGGGACACACACCUCUGGACUUGGCUCGCUUCUGGUGUCGCAGGAAGGUAGCAAGGUAUCUGAAAAACUGCAUGUGGCAGGCAGAUAAAAAGAAAGAAAUGGAAGAGAGGAAGCUAGUUCAAGCUUUAUACAGUGAUCUUGUGGAUAUGUGCAAACUAAACCGUCUCAAUAAAAAGACACUUAUAGAUGAGAAAAUGGCAGACUGGGCACACAAGAAAAGCUUGCCCCUCCUAAAGGAUUUCUCCCCAAGGGUCUUAGUGAGCCAGUACCAUACCCAGUGCCUCUCAUCAGAUCAGGACAGGUCUACUCUAAAACAUGCCAAGAGCCUGUGUAAGCUCCAGGCAGGACGCCCUCAGGAGGACACGUGCACCUCCACCAAACCACCUCCGGCCUCAGCCUCCAGGCCGUGGACCAUCUACACGGGCCUCCAGCCAGAGAAACCCCCCAGAGAGCCAGACCUCCGGAGCCGCGUCACAUUGUGGAAGGACGGCAGCAGCAGGCAGCCUCAGUACACCACCAAGUGGGACAGUACACCUCGCGCCGCCCCUGACCUGCCUGUGGAUGUCCUUGAGAGGGUGUUGUUUCCCAGAGCCUUCCCUUCCAGGAUCGCCUCCCCUCGACACUUCGAGCCUCAGGACAUUCUGGAGAUCCAGCACCGAGGAUGCCCCCAGGGGAGCAGCACGUCCCCCUGGACAGAGGUGGCCAUGCACCUGGCUGAGGUGCUGGAGCCUGGACACUACUGAGCAUCCCGCUCUGCACUGGAGGAGCUUCAACUAGACCUGAAGGAAUGCAUUAAAAUGCAUCUUUUUCAUUCAUUUUUACAUUCAAAUUAAAACGGAGGUGGAAACAACGUGAAAUGGUUUUUACAUUUAAAAUAUCUUCAUUUUUAUAACAAAUGAGGAGAAAUUUACAUAGAAAUAUAAUUAGAGAAUUUUAUUUUUGGAAAAACAUGUAUAAAUUACUGAUAUAUGUCUGGUAGUGUCAUCAGAAGUACUAACAGGCAUAAAAGCAAAGUGACAAAAUUAAGAAAAUGCCACACACUCCAGAUGCUGCACCUCCAAAAAAAACAGGGGUGAGCGAAAGGUGAGAAAACCUCAGUGAACUGGGUCACCUGUCACAGAUGCAUCUCUGCACUUUCACUGAUCCCCCCCAGGGAUCUGACUCGGGAUCCAGGUGAGGGCUUGUCAACAGCAUGGGUGUGCGCGCGUCAUAACUGCGGGUUGCAGCCUGUCAGCUAAAGGUGUGUGUUUGUGUGUGUGUGUGUGUGCGUUGCAGGGUCACGGUUUUGUCUUUUUCCUUUACUUCAUGAAGCACUUCACACCUCAGUGGGGGUCAAAGUGCACACUAGCCUCAACCAGGUGCACCCGCUGUGACCGAGCCACAUGAGACUUGGAUAACAUGACAGUCUGGUGCACGCGCACGCACACACACAGACACAUAUAUCCUAGAAGGAGUGUUCAGAUGGCAGAUCUAUUUUUACUGCAAAUAAAAAUUUAACACUGAAUGGAUGAAUUAAUCAGAUUUAAUUGAAAAUGUGGCUCUAACCAAGUCGUUUUACCUUAAUUCUUUUGAACACCAACCUGUGAAAAAAGCAUUUAAUUUGAACAAAAUCUCUUUUAUUGUAUCAUAGAGUCCUGUGCAUACCAGCCUACAAUAAAAAUCACACUCAGUAAUUGAUAAAAGGAAUUUCAGAUCCCACUUAACGACCUCUUUAAUAGUACUUUUAUCAAACCACUUCAGCAGCUUUUGUCUCCCAACACCCUUUAAGCUUACAAAGACUCAUUGCACAGCUUUGAUCAUAAGUGUUUUCAUUUGUCUUUGAUGUCAGGUUUACUCACCGAUCAAUGUACAAAAAAGUGUUACUGUGGAUUCUUAAAAACGGUCUAAAAAAGACGGGCAGGUUGCAGACUACAGCGCUGUUGAUUAAUGAAGGUGUAGACGCAGAUGAGAAAACAAAAAAAAAAAAAACUCACAUAGCUCUUUUUUUUUUUUUAUGUGGCCACAUGCCAAUGACUCGGAAUGAGGAGAGAUCCUCCAGAGCUCACCUUAAUUUGUGGGUGUUUCAAUUGUAAAAAGUAAGAAAGUGCCUUUAUUACCCCACUUUUAUUAGACAGAGUAUUUAUACCAUGUCACACCUUGUAAUCGGAGCAGGAUGUCAGCUGAUAACAACUUAGAGACACGUAGACAUUGCUUUUGCUCAUUUAAAAUAAUCCUAAUAAGCACUUGCAUGGCGACCUGUGGCAUUUUUUUCCUGCAGCUGGUUUGCCACUGAAACACUUUCUAGGGUCGCUUUACACCAAAAAAAAAAAUCCAAGUUUGGACUUCAGGAUUCAGCCGAAAAGGACCUUUUAAUCUGUCUCACUUAUCUCCAAGCCACUGUUUGUCAUCUGAGGAGACUUUAAAAGUUUUUACUCGUCGAUUUUGGUCUCCUGAUGAAGAUGUCAUCUCAAAAUCGAUAAUGAUGUACCUACCAAAGUCCAAAUUUAUAGGUAUUUGGUGGUUGUUAAUUUAAGACACAUACAUACUUUAAUACCAACGUUUAAAAAAAAAAAAAAAUGGAGGAGUCCAACGUGACGAUAAGAAAGCGUUGCGCUACAGACGAGAUCCCCCCCCCCUCAGUAAGGUCUCUAGUAGAUGUUGUUGGCAGUCAGUACAGACAAACA
Messenger RNA from Thunnus maccoyii (southern bluefin tuna), 3261 nucleotides. It is a transcript of the gene ankrd53, whose product is annotated as ankyrin repeat domain 53. The record is from RefSeq and is a predicted model, not a curated record. Gene Ontology annotation, molecular function: protein binding. Gene Ontology annotation, biological process: regulation of mitotic spindle organization; mitotic metaphase chromosome alignment; positive regulation of microtubule polymerization. The transcript is spliced from 7 exons. Lineage: Eukaryota; Metazoa; Chordata; Actinopteri; Scombriformes; Scombridae. Gene Ontology annotation, cellular component: spindle pole. The coding region runs from base 139 to 1341 and encodes 400 amino acids.